This is a messenger RNA of Colletes gigas, 1094 nucleotides long. RefSeq names its product E3 ubiquitin-protein ligase RNF146 (gene Rnf146). Bases 155 to 1021 code for a protein of 288 amino acids. Gene Ontology annotation, biological process: Wnt signaling pathway; ubiquitin-dependent protein catabolic process. Gene Ontology annotation, cellular component: nucleus; cytoplasm. The transcript is spliced from 4 exons. Gene Ontology annotation, molecular function: ubiquitin protein ligase activity; zinc ion binding; poly-ADP-D-ribose binding. NCBI's taxonomy places the organism in Eukaryota, Metazoa, Arthropoda, Insecta, Hymenoptera, Colletidae. The record is from RefSeq and is a predicted model, not a curated record.
GCUCAGAACCCCUGCUGUGUUGUAAACAACGAAGGUGGCUUAGAGUUAUCAUUCUGUUCCAUGUUUUGUUGAUUCAGUUAACAUGAAUUAUGUUACUUUUUAAAAAUCCAAUCCUUAAAUUUAUUCAAUGAGAAAUUAAACUUUGUUUAUAAUCAUGGCUCAAGCGAAAAUCAACUCGCAAGACAAAACAGACAACACGCUUAAGGAUAAAGAGAAAGAGGCUGAUGAAAAGGAAGGCUCAACAACAGUACCUGAAUGUGCAGUCUGUCUUCAGCCAUGCAUAUAUCCCGCAAGAUUGCCAUGCAAUCAUGUAUAUUGUUACCUGUGUGUCAAAGGUGUUGCGAAUCAAAGCAAAAGGUGUCCUAUGUGCCGUCAAGAAAUUCCUCCUGAUUUCCUUGACAGACCACAAUUGGUAGAUGUAGACGAAGCACUAAAGGAAUCAGAACAUUCUGAAGAGGAAUACCAGUGGUUUUAUGAAGGCAGAAAUGGUUGGUGGCAAUAUGAUCAGCGUACAAGUCUUGAAUUAGAAACAGCAUAUAAACAAGGCAAACGGAAUUGUGAAUUAUUAAUUGCAGGAUUUCUUUAUAUCGCUGACUUUGGUUCCAUGCUACAGUUACGUAGAAAUGAUCCUUCUAGGCGAAGGAGAAUUAAGCGCGAUUUAUACAAUGUUCCCAAAAAAGGAGUAGCAGGUUUAAGAUUAAAUAAUCAGGAUGAAGAAAUCAUUAGAGAAAUAAGGGGAGCAGAAAGGCCAGCUAGUCCUGCGAGUGACAAUAUGGGUAUAGGUGAUGAAACAAAUACUUUAGUUCCACCAAGUAACACCCCACAAACACCAGCUGGUGGCACAGCAAGUGGUGAUGCUACUCCUUUAAAUGAUAGACUAGAACAAAGAUCAGACUCUUUACAUCAAGUAUUAGAACAAAUGCGUUCCUUAGUUCAAAGAGAACAUUUGUCUUCAAAUGCAGAUAAUGAAUUAGAGGAAAUUGUAGAAAAUGAAUCACUUUCCACUCAUCCUACAUUAUAAGUACAAACGUGUAACAAUUCCUAUUCAUCGAAAGAAGAAAAUUAUUUAAAAACAUUAAUUUUAUUGAAAUAAA